Prunus avium (sweet cherry) is the source of this 1849-nucleotide messenger RNA. Its product is annotated as B3 domain-containing protein Os01g0234100. Gene Ontology annotation, molecular function: DNA binding. The record is from RefSeq and is a predicted model, not a curated record. NCBI's taxonomy places the organism in Eukaryota, Viridiplantae, Streptophyta, Magnoliopsida, Rosales, Rosaceae.
UCGUCAUACAUGUCUUUCUUCUCAGACACCACCACCUCCCCCCCACCCCUCCAAAAAAAACAAACAGUCUCUCUGUAUUUUAUGCCUUUUGACUCUUCACUCUUGACCUCCAGAACCACAAAGUGAGAGAGCCAAAUGGCUGUUCUUCAAGACCGGAAACAGAGAUCCUCUGACCUACCACCACCCAAGAGUAAUAAGGGACGACCACCAAAGAACAGGGAAAAUCUGGUUAGGAAGAAAUCUUCAUCUCUCACUCAGUCCAAAAGCAUUGUAGUCAGUGCUAAUCCAAUGAUGCCUGAAAGUCAUAAACGAAAAAGAGCCACAGUGGAAAGCUUAUAUGAUACUUCCCAAGCUCAGUCUUCUGUUCUGGAAAGAGCACAGGAGGUUGAAGUAAGCCUAGAUCCUAAGUUUCCUAGCCUACUCAAAGUUAUGCUCCCAUCACAUGUUACUGGAGGAUUCUGGCUGGGUCUUCCUAAGAAAUUCUGCUGUGAGCAUUUGCCAAAACAGGAUAUAAUGAUUGCUCUGGAAGAUGAAAAUGGGGAAGAAUUCGAAACGAAAUAUCUGGCGGAUAAGGUGGGACUGAGUGGUGGAUGGAGAGGGUUUUCAAUUUCUCACAAACUACUGGAAGGAGAUGUUAUAGUUUUCCAUCUAGUCAAUCCUUCCAAAUUUAAGGUGUAUAUUGUGAGAUCAAAUGGAUUAGAUGAACUUGAUGGCGCUCUUGGCCUUAUGAGAUUAGAUGCUUGCAAAAAAAUGGACACUGGAGACACUUUUGCAUGUGAGAGGGAAGAAAGUGAGACUUUGGAACCCAAUUCAGAGGACAAUGCAAUAGCCUUUAUUACAAAAUCUUGUCCAAUAUCAGAUCAGUCUGAAAGUGAAAGUGGAGAUGUUGGUUUUGAAGUUCUGGAUGGACUUAGACUUUCAGAAUCUGCUGUCACAUUCGAAGAAGUGAAAUGCAUGGAUGACUUCAACAUUCUGGUCAAUGGUUUAAUCAUAAAUUCUGAGUUUUCGAAAUACAUUUUGAACAAGUAUUAUGAGCUUUGUUGCAGUCAAAACUCUUUCCUUCAUGAACAUCUUCUUGAGGGUCUGAACUGCAAACUCGUAGCUGGAGUAAUUUCUGAGACCGUAAACAUUGCAGAUGCCAUCAGGGCGUGCGAUAUUACAACCCCAGAAGGUAAUUUUUCCACUUGGGAUCAGACUUUGAAAGCCUUUCAGGGUUUAGGCAUGAACAUCGGAUUCCUUCUAGCCCGGCUAGACCAGCUUGUAAGUCUUGCUUCAAAAUCAAAAAGGUUUAAAGAGGCUAGACUUGAAAAGGACCAGGCAGAAGAAGAGAUGAGGAGCUUGGAGGCAAAGCUUUUGGAAGUAAAAGAGGCUGUAAAUAGGCUUGAAUCUGAGAUUGAGACUCUAAAUACGAGUUCAGAGAACCUUGGGGUUAUGUUUCAAGAUGUGGCUAAAGCCUCUUGGUGAUGAAAAACUUAAACACCGGCUGCUUGGUUCUUUUUUUGGUAUAACUCAAGCUUUAUAGUUCCGAAGCAGAAAUGUGCCGAAGCUACACUGUGAAGAAACAUUUUGUGUCAUGAUCUUUGGGCUCUUUUUGUGGGGUUACAAGGACAUCAAUAUUUUGUAUAGGAGAUGAUGUACAUGAGCUCUAUUAGUAUAGAAUGCUGAUCAUCGGAUGUCUCAGUACCUACCAAGUAGGGAGGAAAAUUGUAGCUUCUGGUUCUCUCUUUUGUAGUUUCCAGCUAACAUUGGAGGAUAUGAUUUGAUAUAGGAAGAACCAAUUGCCAAAUCUCCUUCUCUGCUACACAAAAACACACACAAGAGGUUUAUGUCAAGAUCAAAUAAUGCUGUC